This is a messenger RNA of Cyanidioschyzon merolae strain 10D, 873 nucleotides long. RefSeq lists its product as hypothetical. Bases 1 to 873 code for a protein of 290 amino acids. The record is from RefSeq and is a predicted model, not a curated record. The transcript has a single exon. NCBI's taxonomy places the organism in Eukaryota, Rhodophyta, Bangiophyceae, Cyanidiales, Cyanidiaceae.
AUGGAGCUUGCAUCACCAACGUACUUGCCGGAAGAAGACACCAGGAAUGAGGAUGAUGACCUUGAUGGUGACGAAGGAACAACCCUUGAACGGGGCGUCGAUUUACCGGCACCGCCACUUCCUCGUGCGACGUACUGGCUUCGUGGCUCUUGGCGAUCGGUGCUGGGAGAUGCGCCCUUCGGGGACGCGUGGCUUGCUGAGUGGAGUGCCUGGGCCGCAGCUCCCACAGCAGCGACACCGGCUCCACCGGGAACUUCAGCAGCACUGCCAGCGCAACCGCCCUCGACAGAGGAAAAGCCGCCUGCCGCUGGAGCAUCGGCGUCGGCAUUGGCAGCAGCAGCAGCAGCAGCAGUGGACGCUACCAGCCCGGAACGACUGGUCCAAGAGGCACGUUCGCUGUUGCGAGCGUGGUUUCAAGAGUAUCGACACGGCCUUGAGCUUUUAGAAGAGACGCGUACUCCAUCACCGGACGCUCGCCAGGCGCUGCACCAGACAUGGACUUUAUGCGACGGCAUGCUUCGGGCUCUCGUGCAGCGCUUGAACGCGCUUCGUGCCUGGCAGGCAGCGCUCCAGCUCGUAUACCUGUCCAUGGAUCAAGUCGAGGCUAUGCGUCACCAAGUGGAAAAGAUUCGAUACGAGCGUGCGCAAAGAGCUGCAUCCACAUGCGCCGGGGACCAGCAAGUCUCCAUAGCAGCCGCCGCUGACGAAGCACAGACAACGUGCGCAAACGUCUGCCAGCAGCAAGCCGUGCUCCAUGAGCAAGCACCAGUGGCGAAAAACGCGGCAACAGAGGCGUUGCUCGCAACCGCCGAGUUGCGAAUGAUCGAGAAGCUGCAAGAGAUUGCUCGUCAGUUUCCAGAUGUAACCGAAUGA